This is a messenger RNA of Nasonia vitripennis (jewel wasp), 4722 nucleotides long. It is a transcript of the gene Ddr, whose product is annotated as discoidin domain-containing receptor 2. The transcript has 20 exons. The coding region runs from base 920 to 3826 and encodes 968 amino acids. Gene Ontology annotation, cellular component: signaling receptor complex. The record is from RefSeq and is a predicted model, not a curated record. Lineage: Eukaryota; Metazoa; Arthropoda; Insecta; Hymenoptera; Pteromalidae. Gene Ontology annotation, biological process: multicellular organism development; positive regulation of kinase activity; cell surface receptor protein tyrosine kinase signaling pathway. Gene Ontology annotation, molecular function: protein tyrosine kinase collagen receptor activity; collagen binding; ATP binding.
AGUCUCACUCGAGCCGCGCGUCGAGCAGUUUCGAGUUCGCCUCCGCGCGCUCCGACGACCCUCUGCUGCCGCGUGACUUUUUGCCUUCUUUUAUAGUUCACGCCAUACGUACGACUUAUUUUAUUUCGUUGCGAGGACAUUGUUUUUCGAACACAGUGCGAGAAUUUCUCCACGGAGAUGAUGACAAACAUGUGACAAACGAAAGAACGAAUGACAGUUCGGAGUUUUUUGUUUUUUUAAUCUCGAUAAUAGUUCCAGCAUCGCGGAAAAGAGGGAAGAUUGACAAUCGAGGGCAUUGUGCGCUAGAAUAAAAAGCCGCGCUCAGACAGCCGUGCAAUUUCGCUCUGCCUCACGUGCAGCGGCGCUCGAUAUACGCUCGCGCUCGCGCGCGCGAUAAUACAAAAGUGAAAUUGACAUUCCAGUGCGCGUCUCGAAAGAAGAAUAAUCGCGUGAACAACAGACGAGCGCACGUGUGUCCGUAUACUCGCGCGAGCGCGUGUGUGUAUAGAGGCGUUUGUAAACGCUCGAGGGUCAGAGCUCGCGCAAAGCGCCGCGUGAGUUCGAACGCGAUCGUCCGUGACUUUUUGGGGUGUACAUGCAUAUACGUAUAGGUGCAGUGCGAAGGCCGUCAGCGCAGCCGAAAAGUGAUGUGUUACUCCUGGAUAUCCUGUAAAUAGACGAGUCAGUAAGUUACGGUAGAAUUUAAAUCAGCCAAUAUAAUCUCGGUUGGAGUUUUCAAAGUGUGGGAUCGGAAGGAAGGAGUAAUCAAGCUGAAGCGCAUUCACCUGACAGUCAAUAGCCAAGAGCCAAUGAGUAGUAGGCGCAGACAGCAACAGCAUGGCAAGGCGAGAGGGUCGCGGCCGGCGAAUCGAUCAGGGAUGAGGUGCCGAUCGUUGAGGAGGGCCGACGUUUCCGCCUAAUGGCCGUCAACAUGCCGGCCCUCGGCAACUAUCGCGGGAUCCUCGCCCUCGCGCUUCUGUCCUUGUCCACGAGCUUGCAAGCACUGGAUCUAGGACAAUGCACGGCGGCGCUGGGCAUGCAGAGCGGCGAAAUACCGGACGAGGACAUCACCGCAAGCUCGUUCUACGAUCCCAGCCUUGGACCGAAGCACGCCAGAUUGCACAACAACAACGGCGGUGGCGCCUGGUGCCCGAAGGACAUGGUAACGAAGGAGCCGAAGGAGUACCUCGAGGUGAACCUCCGCAGUCCACGGGUGAUCACGUCGACUCGUACUCAGGGCCGCUACGGCAAUGGUCACGGAGUCGAGUACACCGAGGAGUACUACAUCGAGUACUGGCGGCCUGGCUUUAGCGAGUGGCGUCGCUGGAAGAACCGGCGUGGAAUGGACUUACUGGUGGGAAACGACAAUCCAAAGACGGAGAAGGAGCAGGUCUUCGAUCCGCCCGUAGUGGCGACCAAAAUCCGCUUCAUCCCCUACACGUCGCACAUACGCAUCAUCUGCAUGCGGGUGGAACUUUACGGCUGUCCUUGGACCGAGGGUCUGGCCUCGUACUCGAUGCCUCAAGGUGUGCUGCGCGGCUCGGAGCUGGAUCUCACGGAUCGCACGUACGACGGUGUCGAGGAGGACGGCCUGCUCAGCGGAGGCUUGGGUCAGCUGGCUGAUGGGCAGAAGGGGGCCGACAAUUUUUUUCGGCUCGACGUCAACGGAAAUGGUAAAGGAUACGAGUGGGUCGGCUGGAGAAAUGACACGCCGAACAUGCUGGGACAACCCGUGGAAAUAACUUUCGAGUUCGAUUACGGGAGAAACUUCACGGCGAUGCAUCUGCAUACCAGCAACUUCUUCACCAAAGACGUUCAGGUGUUCAGUCACGCAAAAGUCUACUUCAGCAGCACCAGCAGUCUGUUCAACGGUGAACCAGUGCAUUUCUCCUACAUACCAGACCUCAUGUUCGAGCAAGCUCGCGACGUAACGAUAAAGUUGCACUCGAGGGCCGGUCGUUUCAUCAAACUCCAGUUAUACUUCGCCGCGCAUUGGAUCAUGCUCAGCGAGGUCUCCUUCGAAUCCGUCGUCUCGGAAUGGAAUAACAGCACUGAAGAAGAAGAAGUAGCGAAAACAAAAAACGUCACGACGGUACCGACGACAGGAAUUCCUUUUCAGAAUAAUGAGGGUCCUCUUCAAAGAGACGAAGUAAAGACCACUUUCAACAAAGACGAGGCCAACUACAGUGCAUUUCCUGACAAAAGCAAAGAGCCGGAGUCGAGGCAGUUAAUCGGAUUAGUGAUAGGAAUAUUAACGACCGUCAUCGUGAUGCUUCUGGCCGCCAUCACCUUCAUCUUCUACAGAAACCGCCGACUUAAGGCCGCCCUCGCACCCACGACUUUCUUCGACCAUCAGGGCGAUCUCAAGGUCUCGGUGGAGGAUAGCGGCGGCGCGGACAAGGGACCAAUUUGCCCCCCGCUUCCGUUGCAGUACCAUCCGAGCGCUUACGCCGUCGCGACCAGCAGUACCACCAGCACCACUACUCCGCAGCUUCACAAAACCGGCGCAUCGUCGGAGCAUCCAGUAAUUCCACUGCUACUCAACGCGGCGAUCAAUCUGAACCGGCCAAUUCCGCCGGUACAGGAGUACCCGUCGAACGCGCCUCCCAUUCCGCCGCCGCCGGAAAAGUAUUACGCCAGCACGGAAAUCUGCAAGGUGAGCUGGUCGACGACGAAAAAAGAAAAGAAGAAAAAGCCUGAAGAGACGCACAUUCGACAUGCGAGCUCUCGCUAUACGGCAUCAAAGAGCCCACCGCUGCCCCCACUGCCGGCGUCGCCGAACCCGAGCUGUACGCCUCCGCCGCGCAGCGGCAAGGCUUCCAGCACUUUGAACAGCUACAGUCCCGAGGAUAUGCUAACGGAAGACGAGGACGAGGCAGUAGUGCUUGCCGCCGGGCUCCUCGACUGCAUAAUCUUCGACUUCCCACGCGAGAGGCUCAACAUCGCCGAGAACCUCGGCAGUGGCUACUUCGGCGACAUACACAUCUGCGAGGUUGACCGGUUUCCCGGCUACGAGGAGGUCUUCCGCAACACCAGCAGCGACCUCGUCGUCGUCAAGUCGCUCAGGCCGGGCUCAUCCGAGGUGCUUAGGAUAGAAUUUAGGCAAGAAGCAAAAAGACUGGCGCGACUCAACGAUCGAAAUGUCGCGCGGUUACUCGGUGCCAGCCUCGACGAUGACCCGAUGUGCAUCGUUCUGGAAAACGGCGAGUACGGAGACCUAAACCAGUACCUGCAAAGUCACGUGGCAGAGACGACCACUGUGCAAACGGCAAAAACGCUGAGCUUCGGCACUCUGAUAUACAUGGCUACGCAAAUCGCAUCCGGCAUGAAGUACCUCGAGGAAAUGGACUUUGUGCAUCGGGAUCUUGCUACGAGAAACUGUCUGGUUAGUCAGGGCAACCACGUGAAGGUCUCGGAUUUGGGACCAGGACGAAGCGCCUACUCGGCCGACUACUUCAAAAUCGAGGGUCGACCAGCGAUGCCCAUACGCUGGAUGGCUUGGGAAUCGAUGCUCGUGGGUAACUACACGUCGAAGAGCGACGUGUGGGCGUUCGCCGUGACGUUCUGGGAGAUCCUGACGUUCGCACGCGAGCAGCCGUUUGAAGAACUGCCGGACCAUCGCAUUGUCGAAAACGCGACGUACUUUUACCAGGAGGACGAUAGGAGGCUGAUACUGCCGCUACCGAAGAACUGUCCGAAGGAGAUGUACGACCUGAUGCGCGAGUGCUGGCAGCGCAACGACUCGGACCGGCCGAACUUCCGCGAGAUCCAUCUGUUUCUUCAGCGCAAAAAUCUCGGCUACAAGCCCAACCGAAACGACACCUGAUACAGAGAACUCGAAGGCUGGAACCUCAUCCGGCUUUCCAUGAUGGGCGAACUCAACGGUAACUGGUGGGAGCCGAGCAGCUGCACUACUGCCAGCGCUACUUCGACAGCCGAUUGAACGUGCUGCGACGUAUACGACAGCCCGAAAUGACAAAGAUCAAGACAGAGCAGCUCGACAAUAACCGCGCGCGCGCUUCCCUCUCGAUAUAUCGAUGUGUACGUGUCUGUCCUCGAAUCGAUGUUCGAUAAUGCGCUAUCAUCCUUCAAAACUCGCCCUUACCCUCUGCUGUACCAUACACGCGAAUGAUUUAGUUCUUCCGUGGAUAUAUAUAUAUAUACAGAAAACGGUACUUUCGGUUUUGGGGUGCUUGGAAUUUUUCGGUUUCGGCUUUCUACGUUUCUCUGUUCUCGGGAGGAAGGUUAUACGUACGGACGGAGCGAGAUCUCGAGGUUUAGGGUGCGUGUUAUGUUCCCAAGAUCGAGCUUCUCGCGUGUAAUAAGAAUGAAGAAGUUGUCGUUUAAUAUUGAAAAGAAAAAAAAAUGUUCUCACGACUGUUGUUUACGCAUAUGAUGUAUACUCUAUACUAUACCACUUGUUUCGCAGAGUUGUACUGUUGACCAUAUGCUUGCGUUUAUAUACAUAUACGAUUUGAUACGAAAAGUAAUUGAUAAAAAAAAAAGUCAAAAACAAAAAGCAGCAGCAGCAACAAACGGUACGAUAAUAAACUUCCCACGAACGUAAUUUUAACGAAAUGCAGACGAGGCAGCAAUUAACGAACACUAUUUAUCGUCAGUUGGCAUUUUCACAGCACAUUUGAAAUAUAACUCUGUUAGCUACCUGAUAAAUUUAUAAGAUGGUAUCCUAUGUAAAUGAAUAAAAAGUUAUGAUAAAAAAAA